Molecule: messenger RNA, 544 nt
Organism: Aplosporella prunicola CBS 121167
Lineage: Eukaryota; Fungi; Ascomycota; Dothideomycetes; Botryosphaeriales; Aplosporellaceae
Exons: 2
Coding region: 102-515 (137 amino acids)
Source: RefSeq, a predicted model, not a curated record
GAGGCCGGCCAAGUCACGAUGGUCGGCGUGCACUCGCUGGCCUCUCAGGUCGGAGGCGAUUCCGCGAGACUCUGUAAAGGCCAGCAAACCGACGCUCCGAAAUGGACGACGAAGCCAGUGGCUCGGCCGCUGAGCCUCCGCCUGAAGUCAGCAUCGUCACAAAGUUCCGUACCGACGUCGAGCUCUUCCUGCGCCAGCUCGAUGUUCGCCUCUCUCCCGACCAGAUCCGGCGAAUGGUCAGCGAGGGCUCGCCACCGAGGGCUUCGACUGCUGCUUCUUCCUCAUACUCCUCUACUGGCCAGAAACCAGCCAGAUCCGCUUCGAGCUCCUCGAACAACACCUCUACCGAGAGAAUCGGCGCUGCUGCCAUGAAGUUGGCGGCGAUUCUUCAACCGGAUGGCGACGACGCCACUCGCCCACCUCCUACAAAAGCACCGUGCCGGUGCCCCAGAGACGCGAGUUGCUCAUGCGCUACAUUCUCGCCGGUGGAUGGCAAGGAGAAACCGAAGGGAUGAUGGACGAUAAUGCGUCGUCGUCGUCGUCA